GCCGCCAAGAUGGAGGCGCCUCCCGUUACCAUGAUGCCCGUUACGGGCGGCACCAUCAACAUGAUGGAGUACCUGCUGCAAGGGAGCGUUUUGGACCAGAGCCUGGAGAGCCUGCUGCACCGCCUGCGCGGGCUGUGCGACAACAUGGAGCCGGAGACCUUCCUGGACCACGAGAUGGUGUUCCUGCUGAAGGGGCAGCAGGCCAGCCCCUUCGUGCUGCGGGCGCGGCGCUCCAUGGACAAGAGCGGCAUGCCGUGGCACCUGCGCUACCUGGGCCAGCCGGAGAUCGGAGACAAAAACCGGCACGCGUUGGUGCGCAACUGUGUGGACAUCGCGACUUCGGAUAACCUGACGGACUUCCUGGUGGAGAUGGGCUUCCGCAUGGAUCACGAGUUCGUGGCCAAGGGGCACGUGUUCCGCAAGGGGAUCAUGAAGAUUGUGGUGUACAAGAUCUUCCGCAUCCUGAUGCCCGGCAACACGGAUAGCAUUGAGCCUCUCUCCCUCUCCUACCUUGUAGAGCUUAACGUUGUCGCUCCGGCGGGACAGGACAUAGUUUCUGAUGAUAUGAGGAACUUUGCAGAGCAGCUGAAGCCCCUAGUGCAUCUGGAAAAGAUCGACCCUAAAAGGUUAAUGUGAUGGAAAGCUGGGCAGCUCGAGCAGUGCUGUCGCAGAUAGUCUGUUAGGAACUAACCUUUGUUCAAAUCAUUCUGUGUGUAUCUUCAGAUGUAGAAAAUGUGUGCAGUCAGCAUGUUCGCAUUUGAAAGUGCUAGCGUGAUUAAGUAGAAUCAUAGAAUUAUGGAGUCUUUGAAGAUGGGAGCGCCUUGAAAAAGCAUGUAUUAACUGGCUUGACUUAGCAUAGCCUUGCUGUAGCCAACAGGGAGUGUGGGGACUGGUUGGACUCCAGUGCACACGGAAGUUUUGUUCAGGGACUCCACUCGUUCAUGUCCCCUGCUGGAGCAGUAGCAGCAUUAAAGUGCAACACUUAAAAAUAGAGGAGAUAUUGACUUUAUGGUGUCGGGGAGGGAGGGGUAAGAGGCUUUGAUGUACUGGUUUUGUUUUGUUUGAUGAUCAGGCAGCAUUUGGUAUUCGGUUAUGCACGUAAGAGCAGAGUGUAUGUGAUUUUUGAUAAAAACUUUUGUUGGAAGUAUGAGGAUCGCCCCCUUGUCUGAGAUUCCGCCCGCCUGUGGGGAAGAAAGUGAAAUGUUAUGGUAUGCAGUGGUGGCUGGUCUAUAAAUCGUAUGGGGAAAAGUGGCCAGAAACGGAAACCUUGAAAGUGAAAGAUAAAAUCCUUUUAAUACUAUUUAAAUGUGAGUUUGGAAGUAAGAUUUAACUCAUGAAUUUUUGUGUAUGUCAGGAUGCAUUUGUUAUAAAAUGGUUAUUAUACUAGACAGAAAUACAAGUUGAUGAUGGAAAUGAA
Gallus gallus (chicken) is the source of this 1417-nucleotide messenger RNA. RefSeq names its product mediator complex subunit 18 (gene MED18). Gene Ontology annotation, molecular function: transcription coregulator activity. Gene Ontology annotation, cellular component: core mediator complex; mediator complex. The transcript has 2 exons. Gene Ontology annotation, biological process: termination of RNA polymerase II transcription; regulation of transcription by RNA polymerase II. NCBI's taxonomy places the organism in Eukaryota, Metazoa, Chordata, Aves, Galliformes, Phasianidae. Bases 10 to 636 code for a protein of 208 amino acids. The record is from RefSeq and is a predicted model, not a curated record.